Messenger RNA from Perognathus longimembris pacificus (Pacific pocket mouse), 3594 nucleotides. RefSeq names its product WSC domain containing 1 (gene Wscd1). The record is from RefSeq and is a predicted model, not a curated record. The transcript is spliced from 10 exons. NCBI's taxonomy places the organism in Eukaryota, Metazoa, Chordata, Mammalia, Rodentia, Heteromyidae. The coding region runs from base 465 to 2186 and encodes 573 amino acids. Gene Ontology annotation, molecular function: sulfotransferase activity.
CGGGCGUGCGGGCGCCGGGGCACCGGGGCACCGGGGCUCUGGACACUGCGGGGCUGCGGGCUCAGCCCGGGACUCAGGGAGCCCAGGUGCGGGCAUCCCUGCCGGCCGCGAUCUCCGGGGUGCCCGGCUGGGACCUCCGCGCGGGCAGACAAGUUUGUGUGGCGGCGGCUGCGAGCGCGGCGGGACGGCACCCACUCAAGGUUUGCACGCUGAGCACUGGGGCUGGCUAGAGUGUGAUGAUGGGGAAGAUGGUGACCCUCGGGCAGAACUGGUGGCCGCACCCAGGGCCCGCAGCAUGGGGAGGAAGUGAUGGCACCUUGUGAAUACCCACAGACACAGUAGGUCGGGAGACACAGCAGGACCCAGGAUGCGAGGAUGACAACUCCCCAGGCCCUGGCCUCUAUCCUGCCCGGGUGAUAGGAGCCAUCCCCGAGCUCCAGCCGGGAGCCCUGCCGCCCAGGGGCAUGGCCAAACCUUUCUUCCGACUCCAGAAGUUUCUCCGCAGAACACAGUUCUUGCUGCUCUUCCUCACAGCCGCCUAUCUGAUGGCUGGCAGCCUGCUGCUCCUGCAGCGGGCACGAGUGGCCAUUUCGCAGGGUCCCCGUGCACCAGGUGCCCUGCAGGCCUUGCCAGUGGCCACGGUGGCUCUGGGUGUGGAUCUGUUGGGUAGCAGGGCCCUACAGGACCCCCGAAUCAGCCCAGACCUGCUGCUCAACGUGGACAUUGUACGGAGCCCAAUGCCCCGGGUGCCGCCACCAGGACUCCGCUGGCCCCGGAGAAACCGCAGCUCACCCAGGCGCCGCUGGUUCCACCGAGUCACCAGCGACCUCCAGCCACCACCCACGCUGGCCCCAGAGACCCCCGGGCCUGCUGCCCGCAGCCGAGGCACCUACCUUGGCUGCUUCAGUGACGAGGGCCAGGAGAGGACUCUGAAAGGAGCGGUGUUUUACGACUUGAGAAAGAUGACUGUGUCCCACUGCCAGGAUGCGUGUGCGGAAAGGUCCUAUGUCUAUGCGGGCUUGGAGGCUGGUGCAGAGUGCUACUGUGGGAACCGGCUGCCUGCCACGCGUGCCGGCCUCGAGGAAUGCAGCCAGGAAUGCAAGGGGGAGAAGGGCACGGCAUGUGGUGCCAGCGACCGGCUCUCCGUCUACCGUGUGGACAUGCUGCAGCCGAGCUCCCAGAAGCGGCGGACUGCUACCCACCGCGGGUGCUUUCGACUGCCGGAGAACAGCACCAACGCCUUCUCCGCCACGCUGAUCCAUGCCAAUGUGACGGUGGAGACAUGCUCAGAGUUUUGCUCCCAGAAAGAGUUCCCCCUGGCCGUGCUCCGGGCCUGGGAGUGCUACUGUGCCUACCCCACCGCCCAGUUCAGCCUGCGGGACGCAGUGGACAGCUCCCUGUGCGGCCAGGCCUCCAAGGCUCAGAGGCUGGAGGGCUACUGUGAUGUCUACCAGACGCCUGUGCAAGACACCCGGUGCACGGACAGGAGGUUCCUGCCCCACAAAUCCCAGGGGUUUGUGGCCUUGUCCAGCUUCCCAGGCGCUGGGAACACGUGGGCCAGGCACCUCAUUGAGCACGCCACCGGCUUCUACACCGGGAGCUACUACUUCGACGGAACCCUCUACAACAAAGGGUUCAAAGGUGAGAAAGAUCACUGGCGGAGCCGCCGCACGAUCUGCGUGAAAACCCAUGAGAGUGGCCGGAGGGAGAUAGAGAUGUUCGACUCAGCCAUCCUGCUGAUCCGGAACCCCUACAGGUCUCUGGUGGCCGAAUUCAACAGGAAGUGUGCCGGCCACCUGGGCUAUGCACCUGACCACAACUGGAAGAGCAAAGAGUGGCCAGACUUUGUGCACACCUAUGCCUCGUGGUGGUCCUCGCAUGUCCUGGAGUGGCUCAAGUAUGGGAAGCGGCUGCUAGUGGUGCACUAUGAGGAGCUGCAGCGCAGCCUGGUGCCCACGCUGCGCGACAUGGUGGCCUUCCUCAACGUCUCCGUGAACGAGGAGCGGCUGCUGUGCGUGGAAAACAACAAGGAGGGCAGCUUCCGGCGGCAUGGCCGGCACCCACAGGGCCUCGAGCCCUUCACUCCAGAGAUGAAGGAACUGAUCGACGGCUACAUCCGGACGGUGGACCAGGCCCUACGCGACCACAACUGGACUGGGCUGCCCCAGGAGUAUGUGCCCAGAUGAUGGCGCCAGGCCCGAGUCCCUGGACCCUGCUGAAAUCACAGUCACACCCCGGGGCUGCCCUUGCUCCAUGCGCUGGGCCCCUGUGCACAGUCUGCAGGGGGCAUGCUCCCUCACGUGCUACCACCAGUGCAAGGAGACCUGAAUGUAAAGCCUGUCUAGACAGAAACACGCCACAGGACAGAUGGACGUGCAUUCCUAGCCAAACACACUUAGGUAUCACUCCAUGCUCAUAGUUCCCACAUCCAUGUGCCUAAGGCAUCCGCUCAGGGUGUGCCAGAUGCUCUGAGCCUUACACAGAUGCACACACCCCACAGGGGCCUGGCUCAGUGCUUCCAGAGGCUUCUUGUUUUUCUUGUACACGUGUGUACACACUCGCCCUGGACCGUGGAGCCACAGCACAGACUUGCUCGCUGGGGCCCUUCACUCUAGAAUGUUGGGUAGGGACUGGCAUUUGUGCUCUGAGUAGUGAGGACCGUGGAGAUGGAGGUGGGUUCACACAAUGUUGCCAUUUUGCCAUGUGGCCUGACCACCACAUGUCUGACAUCCCAUAAAUGUGUGUGCUGGGGACUCCCAGACACUGCCAACGCUGCAGCCCUGCCUCUCUCUCAUCUGUCAUGGGCAGCAUGGACUCUGCCCCCUGCCCGGCCAGCAUGUACCUCAGCCCCCACAGCUUCAGCUCUGUGCACAGCCCUGCCUCCCUUCCACCUCACCCUGCCUCCUCCACUGAGGCCGUGACCUGGCGUCUUCCUCGGGGGAAGUCAGAGACUCCCUGCCUUGCCUGAUUGCAGGGUGUCUGCUGGACCUCCAUGGGAGCCCAAGACCCCAGGGGGUGCAUGCCAGUGGAAGGGGUGCAUGGGAGAUGCUAAAUGGCUGUGUUUCAGGAACCACUGAUGCUGCUUGUGCCACACAUGGACAAACUCCUGUUCCCUGGGGUCCUGUGCUGGUUGGAGAGGAGAAUGCAGUGGGUGACUCCAGGGGGAGGGGGCGAGGCCGUAGCGAGGCUUCUGCCUGACCCCUGACGGCACAGCCCUCCCUGUCAUUGUCCCUGGGGUUGCCAUCACAUCUGCCAGCUUACCCGUUUCCUUCACCAAGGAGAAGGGCCAUGCGGCACUGCUGGUCCUGUGCACCAGCCCGGGCAGGAGGAUGUGAGAGUCCCCUCCCCCACUCUGGCCCAUCUCAGGGUCUAGGGGUGGGGGAAGAGCGGCUGUCACAAGUGAAUCUGAGGAAGCCAUCCUGGGAGUGUGUGCUGGUGGCCUUGGGCGUGGGCACGGUGGCCAGGGCCUGGGAAGUGGCUCACCUCAGCUUCCACAUGGUCUUGAGGAGGCUAAGAAUUAUCCCAGCCAAGGGGUGAAGUGAACCACACACAACAGAGCUUCAGAGACCAGGGUGACCGGGUGCUCAUAGAACA